Molecule: messenger RNA, 2471 nt
Organism: Neohortaea acidophila
Lineage: Eukaryota; Fungi; Ascomycota; Dothideomycetes; Mycosphaerellales; Teratosphaeriaceae
Product: purine-cytosine permease FCY21
Exons: 2
Coding region: 477-2087 (536 amino acids)
Biological process (GO): transmembrane transport
Cellular component (GO): plasma membrane; fungal-type vacuole membrane
Molecular function (GO): transmembrane transporter activity
Source: RefSeq, a predicted model, not a curated record
CUUCUCACCUCAGACGACAUUAAGUACCUUAUUAUUUGCUUCCACCCUCUCCUCAUCACCAACGCCAGAUAAUCUCCACACACAGAGACUUACAUCUCACGCCAUCAACAUUCUCCAGCCACAAUGUCGGGACUGCAGGACACCAAGCCGCACGCCGCCUCCGAGCCGCACGCCGCCUUCGAUGGUGGCGAUACGGGUACAAGUAUGAUGUCGACGGCGACAUGAUUUUAGGAAUCGAGGGUCACGAUCGGGGAAAGUUCAAGGUAGCACGUACAACAAAAGCAUGAGCCGGUGCUUGACCCCAUGAGUCUCUACGCGCUUCUGUCGAUCCCUCCUGAGCAAUCAUUCAUCACAGAUUACUCAGGCGGGUGGCAACGGAAGUCGUGGUGACUCGGUCUUGCUGAGAUUAUACGGCCUGAACUUGAUCUGGACAAUACCAGCGAUUGAAGAAUCAUGCUUCUUGAACCCGUCCAUUGAUGUGUUGGCUUUCUGACUACUUUGUAGAUGCUUCUAUUCGACAAACGCCCAGCGAGCCCGACAUGGAACCCGACCGUGAGAAGUCAAAAGCCACGCCGGACAGCGUGGCCUUUUCAAUUCCUCAGUCCAGCGAAAGCUUGGAUGAGACGGACAUCAGCACUUUCUCCCGCUACCUGAAAUCGUUUGAGCGAAUGCUGGUGCGGAACAAUGUCGAAGCACGGGGAGUACAGCGUGUGCUACCCUCUCAACGGCACAGCACCGAGCGCCUCGGAUUCGUCCAGAUGUUCAUGAUGUGGUAUACUAUCAACUUGACAUCGAAUAUCACCACCCUUGGUAUCCUGGGGCCGACAGUCUAUGGCCUCCCGUUCCUGGACAGCUGCCUGUGUUCAGUCUGCGGGAUGAUUGUGGGCUCUCUGGCGCCAGCGUACAUCGCAACAUUCGGCCCGCGGAGCGGCAAUCGGACCAUGAUCUUUGCGCGCUACACCAUGGGAUGGUGGCCUUCCAAGAUCCUUGUGCUAUUGACCCUCGUCAUACUGAUUGGCUACGCCCUUGUCAACGUGGUGAUCGCCGGCCAGAUCCUGAACGCCGUCAGCGCAAACUAUGGUCUCUCUAUCAUCGUGGGGAUCGUCAUCACAUCCGUCAUCGUCCUGGCGGUGACUGUCUUUGGCUAUAGCGUAUUCCACUACUACGGAAGAUACGCUUGGCUCCCGCAACUCCUCGUCACCAUGAUUCUAGCGGGCGUUGCCGGCCCAGACUUCAAUCUCUACGCCGACCCUUCCCCGACCGACAGCGCUCUUACUCGUAUCGGCAACCGGCUCAGCUAUUUUGGCGUCAGCCUGGCUACAACAAUCACAUACAGUGGCGGGGCUGCGGACUACUUCACCUACUACCCCGAAAACUCGUCGCGUAUCAAGAUCUUCAUCGUCACGCUAACCAGUCUCGUCUUGAGCGCCACUCCACUCUUCGUCAUCGGAUCUGGCUUAGGCUCUGGGGUAGCCUCAAACCAAUCAUGGGCCGCCGCUUUGAACCGUUCUCAAGGCGCGCUCAUAAUCGCAGGCCUGCAGCCGCUUGGCGGAUUUGGCAAGUUCUGCGGAGUAGUGCUUUCCCUCGGUCUGAUUUCCAACACCAUCUCCGCAACAUACUCAAGCGGCAUCGACUUCCAAGCUCUGGGGCCGUACUUUGAGCGGGUACCCCGAGUGAUCUGGAACAUCUUUGCGGUCAUCGUCUACACCGUAUGCGCGAUUGCAGGCCGUCAGCAACUGGCAAACAUCUUUACCAAUUUUCUGGCGCUCAUGGGUUACUGGGUCAGCAUCUGGCUUGCAAUUGUGCUUGAAGAACACCUCAUUUUCCGCAAAUAUCGCGGCCUUGGCUGGGACUGGGAAUGUUGGAACGAUGCGAAGAGGCUGCCUGUGGGCAUCGCCGCUCUUGUUGCCUUUCUUGUGGGCUGGGCUGGAGCGGUCCUCUGCAUGGAUCAGGUGUAUUUUGUUGGGCCUAUUUCCGCUCUGAUUGGCAAGGAUGGUGGUGAUCUGGGAAACUACAUCGGGUUUGCCUGGGCGGCUAUCGUCUACCCUGGUCUGCGCGUGUUGGAGCUGCGACGGUACGGAAGAUGAUUAGGACUGGGGUUUGGCUCGUCGAUGCAAGCACGCGUUCUCCGAAUGAACGUGUAUGCUUUUCUGCGUCGUAGAAAACCCGAGGCGAUCGGUAGCUUGACGAUGGGUGGUGAAAGGGUUCGUGUGAGAGUCGCCAACGCUAUUGACAAGCAAACUCGGCGAGCUUGGCAGCAUUUACGCGCCGUGCUUCUCCAUACAGCAUAGAAACAUCAAACCCAUCUAAGAUCGCCAGUGAGGAUGUCUUUGAAACAACCUGGUUGUUCAUUGGUGGAUGUGGAUCGGCGUGUUGCAGGGGACGAUACUUCGCACUACGCCGUAAUUGCUCUAGCGACUCGAUCUAAAACCGGCCUGCUCGUGGUUCGCGUCUCAACUUCGCCUCACGAA